UAUUUUCCAAACAAUGAAUGAAUUUUUGUUAGAUACUGUACAAAGAGCUAAUCAAUACUGAUGUGCUAUUAUUCUGUCACACUGAGUUGAGCACAAUUCCACAAUUGAUUUCCAUUGAAAUAUGGUUGCUUUUACUAACAUGCUAACUAACUGUUUCUGUUAAUAACAACAAUAAUGAUGAUGAAACUAUUUAAUAUUAAAUAUAAAUAUUUCUUGCAAGUCAAAACCAGCAUAUUCUGCUUUGCUUAAGGACAGACGCUGGGUGACUUGAUAUAUUUUAAUGAAGACUUUCACAGCUCACUGAUUCACAAAUUUCAUUUCCUCUACGUCAGAAACAUCAAUGUUAUUUGCUGAUCCCCAGUCUCAGGUCACUUCUUUGUUCAAAUUGGAACGCAGUUGAAAAAAUAACAACAGAUAUGUUUCUGCUCCAACACACAAACUACCACCCUACUGGGCCCAAUGGAAUACUGUGUGUCUGCUGUGGGCUAUAAAAGCAGGUCUGACUUUCCCCUUUCUGCAGCACUGAACAAGAACACUAUAGUUUGGCUCUUCAGUGGGUAAAGGAGGUGAAUUUUCAACAGACAGAAGCAGUCGGGAAGAGCCAUGAGCAAGUUGCUUCUCCUGGUUUCCUCUUUGCUAGUCUUAAUCCUGCCAUCGUCGAGCGAAUGCCACCCCGCUGAUGUCCCCAAGCAACAGAGCCGAAGAGUCCCCAGCACAGGCUACGAGCUCUGGGCGAAGCCACCGCGUCCAGAGCUGCCGACCGAAAACGAAGACCUGAUCCCCGAUGCAGACGAUGAGCUGGCACUGGAAGAGGACGCCCCACUGACGAAGAGGGGGCUAUCUCGCAUGUGCGCCGCGGGGGGCCCAAAGACGAGCUCAGAGGAGAUCAGGGACGAGCAGGACGAAGUGCGGUCGAAGAGGCUUGACGCCAAAGGCAAACCCAACUCCCUCGAUCUAACUUUCCAUCUGCUCCGAGAGUUCCUAGAAAUGGCUAAAGCUGAAAAGAUGGCCCAGAAAGCUAUGAGUAACAAAAAACUAAUGCAAGCCAUAGGAAAAUAAUGGUUGGAAUAAUUGCUAUUCAUAAUUUACAACAGUCAGAUUUUAAUGGGGUCAUAUAACAAGAUACUUGUUUAAUAUACCAGCUCUAUUCUCCCUGCUGAAUGUAAAAAGAAAUCUUGAAGUGCAGUAUUUAAUAUAUGAUUUUAAAAAUGUAGACAUUAAAAAUGCAACUGUGAAUUGUAUGAAUAUUAUAAUAUUAUACUUCUUUGGGAUUAAUAGUUGCUGUUAUGAUUCCAGUUUUUGAAAUCACAAGUUCAAAUCAAAUAUUUUGAUACAGAGUGUUUAUGGCAAAAACAGAUUGUUAAAACUGAAUGUAUUGUGAAAAAGUUGAGCAAGCUAUAUUAGUAUCAGUUUCAAAUCUAGGCACUAAGAUUAAGAAAGAAAAUAAAAUGUCAACACUACAAAUUUGUCUUACAUGACUGUUCUUAGUUGUUAUCUCCUUUUGGACCAACAUGUAGAUAUGAUAAUUGCACACUAUUCACAUCUGUGUACUUACUAACAAAUAAAUACAAAAUCAAAAUUAAACUUACAUAAUGAAAUCCAAAACACUAUGACACAAAAGUCUAUUUUUUCUUUAUUUGCAGUUUUCUUUUUCCUGUCAAUUGCAAAUUUACUGCAAAAUUCUAUAACAAUUUCUAUUUUAAUCUAAUUCAAUGGAACACCUUCAGACAUGAAUGUAGCAGAAAUAAACAUGAAUGUGCUGGUAACAGCUUUGUAGCUAAAAUAAACUAGAGCUCAAAGCAGGCAUUAAUUAUGCUGGAGCUCAGAUAGUAAAACAUUUAAUUAAUGAGUUUAAAAGACCACUGAUAUAUAUAAAUAUAUCGCUACAGCUAAAAAAAGAAUGUUUAAUGCAAUCAAGAUACAAAUAAUCAAAAGUGCAUGUUAAUUUUAAGACAUGAAAUCAACAAAACCACUUCAUCCUACACAAUAUUCCACAUUCUGCUUUUUUUCUUUCAUUCACAAGUCACAUAAGUUAACCAAAAUGUGCUUGAUUCUCUUCUGUGUUGAUAGUACCAUUUUACAACUUCACGUUUUUCCUCAAUAAACCCACAUCAACUCAGCUACA
This is a messenger RNA of Lepisosteus oculatus (spotted gar), 2125 nucleotides long. RefSeq names its product corticoliberin-like. Gene Ontology annotation, cellular component: extracellular region. Gene Ontology annotation, biological process: positive regulation of cortisol secretion; negative regulation of glucagon secretion; negative regulation of epinephrine secretion. The record is from RefSeq and is a predicted model, not a curated record. Lineage: Eukaryota; Metazoa; Chordata; Actinopteri; Semionotiformes; Lepisosteidae. Gene Ontology annotation, molecular function: corticotropin-releasing hormone activity.